Messenger RNA from Drosophila albomicans, 515 nucleotides. RefSeq lists its product as uncharacterized. The record is from RefSeq and is a predicted model, not a curated record. The coding region runs from base 160 to 489 and encodes 109 amino acids. The transcript is spliced from 2 exons. NCBI's taxonomy places the organism in Eukaryota, Metazoa, Arthropoda, Insecta, Diptera, Drosophilidae.
GGAGAGCGACUUCUAGUUGUUGCCGGCAUCGCUAACAAUACGCACAUAGCACAAAAAAAAUCUGCGAAUACGAACUGUUGUCGUCCUCGUCUAUUUAGAAGAAAUCGUAUACUUCAAUAUAUUAAUCGUCCGCGAGUCUAUUUAGUAUUAACAUUCAGUAUGGUUCAAGAAAAAUUCAACAACAAGCAAAUGCUGCUGCUGACUCUGCUUCUGGUCGCGUGCCUGUCUGCCGUCAGCGUCAGCUGUAGACCUUCAUCCGUGGAAGCUGAGAAAACGCUGGCAGUUGAUCCCAGCGAAUAUCCCGGCAAUCUGCCCGAGGAGACCAUACGCAAGGUGCAACAGUGUGAGAUUAAUCAGACCACAAUGGAGCUGUGCAUGCGAUGCGCAAAAGUCACAAGGUCUGAGAUCAUUUAUCCUAUGUGCUGCAAUAAUGAUGAUAGCGUCAAGGAUUGGUGCUAUGACUAUGUCUAUUAUGGCAAUAGCAAUUAGUACAAUAAAUCUAGUGCUUGUGAUUU